Messenger RNA from Nannospalax galili (Upper Galilee mountains blind mole rat), 2309 nucleotides. It is a transcript of the gene Arhgef25, whose product is annotated as Rho guanine nucleotide exchange factor 25. Lineage: Eukaryota; Metazoa; Chordata; Mammalia; Rodentia; Spalacidae. The record is from RefSeq and is a predicted model, not a curated record. Gene Ontology annotation, biological process: axon guidance. Gene Ontology annotation, molecular function: guanyl-nucleotide exchange factor activity. Gene Ontology annotation, cellular component: plasma membrane; cytoplasm. The transcript is spliced from 17 exons. Bases 100 to 1956 code for a protein of 618 amino acids.
GAUUCGACAGCAGCAACUCCCCGGACGCACGCAGGCCUCAAAGCCCCCAGCUUCCGUGCCCCCUCGGCCCUGAAACUUGAAGCAGGGUAGGGGUCCAGCAUGAAGCCCCCGGACCGCCCCGCCCCUGGUCGCACUGACCGGAUACUGGGGGUCAUGGGGGGCAUGCUGCGCGCAUGCGCCGUACCAGGGCAGGAGGGGCCCCCGGAAAGAGAUCCCUUAGGGCCUGGGAGUACCAAGGCGGAGAGCGAUUGUGCCGAGGAGGUUCAGACAGGGGAGCGCGAAAGCGAGGUCCUUCCCUGGGCUCCGCAGCCCGAAUCCUAUUCCAUUGCUGGUAGUGAGGGGAGUAUAUCUGCUUCUGCUGCCUCUGGUCUGGUUGCCCCCUCUGGCCCCAGCUCUGGCCUCAGCUCUCACCCUUGUUCCCCGGGCCCCCCAGGGCCAGUUACUGGCCUGAGGAGAUGGUUGGAUCAUUCCAAACAUUGUCUCAGUGUGGAAACUGAGGCAGAUGGUGGUCAAGCAGGACCAUAUGAGAACUGGAUGCUGGAACCUACUCUAGCCACAGGAGAGGAGCUGCCAGAACUGACCUUAUUGACCACAUUGUUGGAGGGUUCUGGAGUUAAAGUACAGCCACCUGAAGAGGAGACUUUGUCUCAAGUUCCCAAGAAUGAGGAAGAACAGAAGGCAGCUCUGGAAAGGAGUAUGUAUGUCCUGAGUGAGCUGGUAGAAACGGAGAAAAUGUAUGUGGACGACUUGGGGCAGAUUGUGGAGGGUUACAUGGCUACUAUGGCUACUCAGGGGGUCCCUGAGAGUCUUCGAGGUCGUGACAGGAUUGUGUUUGGGAACAUUCAGCAAAUCUACGAGUGGCACCGAGACUAUUUCCUACAGGAGCUGCAGCAGUGUUUGAAGGAUCCUGAUUGGUUGGCUCAGCUAUUCAUCAAACAUGAGCGCCGGCUGCAUAUGUACGUGGUGUACUGUCAGAAUAAGCCCAAGUCAGAGCAUGUAGUUUCAGAGUUUGGGGACAGCUACUUUGAGGAGCUCAGGCAGCAGCUAGGACACCGCCUGCAGCUCAAUGACCUCCUCAUCAAACCUGUGCAGCGGAUCAUGAAAUACCAGCUACUGCUCAAGGAUUUUCUAAAGUACUACAGCAGAGCUGGGAUGGAUACUGAAGAGCUAGAGCAAGCUGUGGAGGUCAUGUGCUUUGUGCCCAAGCGCUGCAAUGAUAUGAUGUCCCUGGGGAGACUUCGGGGAUUUGAGGGAAAACUGACUGCUCAGGGGAAGCUCUUGGGCCAGGACACAUUCUGGGUCACAGAGCCUGAAGCUGGGGGUCUGCUUUCUUCCCGGGGUCGAGAGAGGCGAGUCUUCCUGUUCGAGCAAAUCAUCAUCUUCAGUGAGGUGUUGGGAGGAGGAGGUCGAGGUGGCACACAGCCUGGCUAUGUGUACAAGAGCAGCAUUAAGGUGAGCUGCCUGGGACUGGAGGGGAAUCUCCAAGGCAACCCUUGCCGAUUUGCACUGACCUCUAGGGGGCCAGAAGGUGGGAUCCAGCGCUAUGUCCUGCAGGCUUCAGACCCUGCAGUCAGUCAGGCCUGGAUCAAGCAAGUGGCUCAGAUCCUGGAAAGCCAGCGUGACUUUCUCAAUGCAUUGCAGUCACCCAUUGAGUACCAGAGACGUGAGAGCCAGACCAACAGCCUGGGGCGCCCAGGAGGGCCUGGGGUAGGGAGCCCUGGGAGAAUGCGGCCUGGAGACUGGGCCCAGGUCAGCAUGCGCACACCCAUCAAUGGCUCUCUCCCCUCCCUGCUGCUUUUGCCCAAAGUGGAGGUGCCCAGAGUGCUCCUGCCCCUGGACACACAGGCGCUCAGUGACACCCUCCCGGGUCCUCACGACUCUACUCUAGCCCUUCCAACUCCAAGCACCCCUCCCUGCCAGGCCAGGCUUGCCAAGCUGGAUGAAGAUGAACUGUAACUGGUUAAGGCUAUGAGAGUGGUGCUAAUUCAGCCACUGAUUCCCCAAGCAAGUUGAGGACAAUCCUGGGGAUGCUCCAGAAUUCCUUCUUCCUGGUGUGUGUGGAGAGUGGGCCAGGCUGGAAGAAAUAUCAAUGGAGGGGAGAACCUAGACCAGAAAGGACUCCUUUCUACCCAAGAAACACAGGAUCCUUCAGCUCCACCCCUAUACAUGUAUCAUGGUACCCUUAAAUGGAGGAUAUGUAGGGGGUUGGGAGGGAGGGAUAAGGCAGGGGCCAGAGAGAAAUUACUGGGUUUUGUUGUGAUUUUGUUUUUCCAGUUUUCUGUGAAUAAAGGUUUUGUUAUUAUCACUGA